AUGACCCUGGAGUUGGAGUACCGUUUCACCUUCAUCGAUGUGAAGGAGGACUUCGAGGACCAUGUGGGCCGUUCCAGCAAGCCCCGCGCGCAGAGCUCCCCCCCCGGCUUGCAGGGGCGUCAUAUCAGCCCGGAGGCUGCCAGCGAGGAGGCCUCCAAUCGCAGCUACGUGGCCAGCCUCUCCCAGAAGACCGCGGACCUGACGAAUCAGCUUGGGCAGGGCGAGACAAGGAGCCCUCAAGGCCAAGAGGGCGGAAGGCUGCCCAGCCCAGGCAGCCUCGGACACCCGGAGGUGUGCCGGCGCCCAUGCAUCUACUUCAUCGCCGGGCACUGCGAAAAUGGCCAGGGGUGCACCUUUUGCCACAUGGAGCACGCGCAGAAGACGCCGAAGCUCGACAAGAAGCAGCGCCACCUCAUCCAAUGCCUCAGCUCUGCUCAGUUCAUUGAGCUGGUGAUGCACACCUGUCGCAACAAAGCUGAACAGGCGGGCUUCCUCGAAGAGGCUAAGGCGAUCUUGGACUUAAUGGCGGAGGAGUCCGGAGGUGCGGGGCCUUUGGCCGACAUCCUUGCGGACCGCGACCUCCACCACCUCAAGAGGAUGCUGGCGCGGAUGACUUUCUCGAACCUGAUCGGCCUGGUGACGAACCAGUCCCGGAACCGAGAGAGCACCAAGCCCAGCGCCGACCUCUUGGCCGCACACCUGGAGCGACUCCGCGAACACUUCCUGCCGGCGAGCGGAUGA
This is a messenger RNA of Symbiodinium natans, 741 nucleotides long. Lineage: Eukaryota; Dinophyceae; Suessiales; Symbiodiniaceae. The record is from the annotation of a GenBank genome assembly.